Molecule: messenger RNA, 1827 nt
Organism: Exophiala aquamarina CBS 119918
Lineage: Eukaryota; Fungi; Ascomycota; Eurotiomycetes; Chaetothyriales; Herpotrichiellaceae
Exons: 6
Coding region: 1-1827 (608 amino acids)
Biological process (GO): DNA-templated transcription
Molecular function (GO): DNA binding; zinc ion binding
Source: RefSeq, a predicted model, not a curated record
AUGGAGGCUCUCCUAAGCUCACGAACUGCACUCCAAGCAGGUAAUUGUGAUUCAACACUGGCAGCGGGAAAUGUCGUCAGGUCGGAUUUUGAGGCGAGUAGGAACCAGGGCUUUGCGGCGGCUGAAAUUUCGCAGGAUGGUAGCAUGCUAGUUGAUGAUAUCUGUUUCCCACAAGCAACGGAGAAAGACAACUACAAUAUCCACGACAGUCAAGGUUUAGAUGCCACGUGUGAGCCCGAUAAGCACCCGUCGAAAAGUCGGUCUACAGAUCACGCUUCAGGCAAAGAGCUAUUCCACCAGUUUCCCGGCAACAGCAAAAUUAGUGGCUCGUGGGGCGAAAUCCCUGGAAGCAGCUCGAGCUCUGGAUUGGACGAAGAAGAACAAAUUGUAAUCUCCCCACAAACAUACUUUGAAGACUCUUUUGAAGCCUUCUACGGAGUGGUGUACCGGCCCGAAUUUGAAACCCGCCUCGUCCAGCAUUUCGAAAGAGGCACCUCGGACGAUGAUGCAUCCUGGUAUGCUUUGAGGAAUGUCGUCUACGCGACUGGUUGUCGUACAUUUUUAGCAAAACAGAAUUUGCUUUCCUGGGCAGAGAUUCAGCGACGGUCCUGGCCAUUCUUUGAGAACUCCUUGUCUGUUUACGUUGAAUUACUUUAUACUCCUACAGGACUUUCAGCCGUUCGAGCAUUAGCAGCAAUGAAUCUGCACCUUGAAGGGGCAGGAAAUCCAGCUCUAGAAUCCAUGAUGUGUAUCAGCGCUGUAAGACUAGCACAGACGAAAGGUCUACACCGCCAACCAGCUAGCAGCUGGGGCUUGCCUCAAGACGAAGUACUACAUCGAAAUUGGCUGUUCUGGGCCAUAUACGUCCAUGAGAAACAGGUAACCCACCGUUCUGGCCGUCCAUCAACAAUCGAUGAUGAUAAUAUCAGUUGCCAAGUUCCGUCGAGCAUUGUUCCCGGGAGCACCAUUGAUCGCGGAUUUUUGACUUCGAUGAUUAAUCAUGCACAAAUAUCGGCCCGAAUUUAUAGGAAGCUCUUGACCGUGUCUAGCUUUCGUCAAGCACCCAUGACUUUCAUUGAAACAAUGGCCGAGCUUAGCCUGCAGCUGGAGCUUUGGAAAGACUCGUUGUCCCCUGCGCUCAGACCGGGAACACCAAUUUCCAUUGCAGAAUUUCCAUCCACACGAGACCUGAACAAAGUCAUGUAUCUACAGUUUGCUUACUACGGUAGUCUGACAGCUAUCCACACAAUUUUCUACUUUCCGUGGAUUUCCGUCAUAUGCGGAAUUAAUGCCCAUGACACAGCUCACAGCUCUCAGAUUGCUAGCAGCAGCAAGAUAGUGGCGGAGACAGCCAGAAACAUCAUUCAAGCCACAAGGUUCAUGCGCGUAGAUGCAGCUUCACCACAAUGGUAUAGGCUUGUGUUCUACUUUCCUAUGGUCGGUUUGAUCAACCUAUUUCUCUAUAUCUUGAAACACCCGUCACUACCAUCGGCACCCUCAGAUGUGGCGUUCCUGGACAUUGCUGUAGGCCACUUCGGGCACCUGGAAGUUCUUACAUCGUCAGAGCUCAGGUACCCAUUUGCAAGAGAGGUUGCAAGGUUGGCCUACACUACCGUUAAGAAUCACAAUAGGACCAGUAUGGGCUCGACCAAUCCAAAAACGCCAGCGAAUCACUCUUUACGGGCCCCGGAAUUUGAUGCUAGCGAAGUCAAUUUCGCUGAUGAGGAGGGCGAUCUUGACUUUAAUGCUCUUGUGGCAGAUGGAUUUAGCAUUUUCGGGACAGAUGAUAUCCCGAUUGAGGGGGACAUGGUAUAUUUCCCACCUUGA